Messenger RNA from Ictalurus furcatus (blue catfish), 1897 nucleotides. Its product is annotated as CMRF35-like molecule 8. The transcript has 10 exons. The record is from RefSeq and is a predicted model, not a curated record. NCBI's taxonomy places the organism in Eukaryota, Metazoa, Chordata, Actinopteri, Siluriformes, Ictaluridae. Bases 1 to 1140 code for a protein of 379 amino acids.
AUGAAGCCGGUGGAGACGGUGUGUUUUUCUGUUCUGUGUGCAGGUGUUGCCAGUCAGGCAUGGAGGCAGUUUAGUUUUAAAACUGGAGCAUCUGUCACCAUCCCGUGUCAUUAUGAUAGGACAUAUAUACAACAUAAGAAAUACUGGUGCUAUGACGCUUCUGAAGCAUACAAUUACUGCAAAAUUCAGGCAUAUGCCAAUGAGACACAGGGGAAAGUGACAGUGACUGAUAACCCAGCUGAGAGUCUCUUUACUGUGACUAUGAAUAAUCUCCAGACAGAAAACACUGGAACGUACUGGUGUGCUGUAGAGAUAAGUGGAAUAUUCUAUCCAGAUGUUACAGAAAAACUUCAUAUCACAGUGAAAUCAGAUCCUGAUCUGUCUGUGAUGGAGAGCAGAGUGAGUGGUGAGGAAGGAGGCAGCGUCACAGUCCAGUGUCUCUACAGCGCUGCGUAUCAGAAUACACAGAAGCAGUGGUGCAGAUUUAUAGACAAGGUGUGCCACACAUUUAGGAGGACUGCCACAUUCCAGAAGUCAGCAGUGAACCUCAGUGAUGAUGCGAGAAGAUCCUUCAGUGUGCAGAUGAGUGGACUGAAGAAGAGUGAUGCUGGCUGGUACUGGUGCAGUGCAGGAGAUCUGCAGGUUCCUGUUCACAUCAGUGUCGGUGAUCCACCUCCAGUUGUGACUACAGGACUGACUACAGCCACUCACCAUGUCAGUACUUACACUGAGCAUGAGACCCCGAUCUACUGGUACCUGGUGGCCGUUAUUUUGCUACUGGUCAUACUGGUCAUCAUCGUCUGCGUGCUAAGAAGGAAGUACACAGAGAAUCAAAUCAGGACCAGAGACAGGAGCAAUGACACCACAGUUCACACAGCUGAGAGUGAGGGAUCAUACAGCUCAAUUGCUUUCAAGUCAAGAAAGAAGAAAUCAGAACAAAGGAACCUGGAGCAGUGCACUUUUACAGCUGAAGACUCUGUUAUAUACAGCUCUGUGGCUGUUUCAAAGCCAGAGGCUUCAGCAUCAACAGAUAAUGAGCAGGACGUGACCUACAGCUUUGUAAAAAUCGCUUCCAAGAAUAAAACUAAGUCUCCAAAAGAUGUUGGUGAUGAGACAAUCUACAGCAGUGUGGUUUGCUAGUAAUAGAUGUGUGAUUAAAAAAAAAAUCUCUGUGUCUCUCACACUCUACACACACACACACACACACACACACACAGUGCUGUGAAAAUGUAUUUGCCCCAUCCUGAUUUCUUCUAUUUUUGUGUAUCUUAUACUAAAUUGUUUCAGAAAUGUUUUGUUUGAAAUGUACUGGGUACCAUAUCUAUAGGAAAGAAAAAUGUAAUAGUGAUGUCAUUUAAUUGUUCAUAAUAAUGUGCACCAGCGGUGGGAAGUAACGUACUACAUGUACUACGGUUACAGUACUUAAGUACAUUAUUCACUGUAAUGACACUUUUUUUAUUCUAAUUAAAUGAAAGUACUUAAUGAUACUGUGAAGUACAUUUACUUGAGGUUUUUUAUCUUCUUUAUUUUUGCACAAAUAAAACGUACAAAAUAUAAAAUGUAAAAGUUCUAUUUCAAAGCCCAAUCAAAAUAAAGCCAUUUCCUGCUGAAAGUCUAUGACACGUAAACUGUGACUAGCCGUGAGUAUGUUCUUCUUCCUUUUCUUCAGGACUGCAGGGUGGUUUCUUUCAGAACUAGUGAGGUUUUCCUGUUUGCUCAGUUCUUUGCUCAGUAUUAAUAGGAACGUUCUCACCUCAUGCCCAUGAUCACACCCUUACAUGUGUAGCCUUUAAAGGACCCCACUACAUUACUUCCCUCCUCACUGAUCGCACUGAAUCUGUUACAGUCUGGCUUCAUGGCUGCCUUGGCAAAAUUAAAAUUAGAUUCUCCACCUGGA